Molecule: messenger RNA, 438 nt
Organism: Bombyx mandarina (wild silkworm)
Lineage: Eukaryota; Metazoa; Arthropoda; Insecta; Lepidoptera; Bombycidae
Product: sulfated surface glycoprotein 185-like
Source: RefSeq, a predicted model, not a curated record
AUGAUGUGGCGAGCUGGUAUUGUUGUGAUCGUUUACAUUACUGUUGCAUUACAACAAUCGUUUGCAGAUUCUAAAGAUGGAGUUGAAAACGGACUACUUCUACAGCGACUGAAACGUUCCCCUUAUGGUAAAUGUGAUCCUCAACCGCCUCCACCUCCCCCCCAUCUACGUCCACAGCCUCCUCCGCCACCCGUACAUGCCCCGCCCCCUCCACCUCCCCCUAAUCUUCAUCCACAGCCUCCUCCGCCACCUCCACAUGCCCCGCCCCCUCCACCUCCACGAGUCCCGCCACCACCCUCACCAAGGUGGGAACGUAACCAACAGCUUCCAAACAGCGGAUGCAGUACUUGCAGCCGAAGCGACAGCUCAGCCAUCAGCAAUGCGAAAAGUGGGUCUGGUGAUGCCAUAGCUGUUGCCAUAGCUAAGGCUAGUGGCUAA